GUUUUGUUCAAAUCCUUAAGAAAAUACAAUGAUUUCUUCAAAAUAACUUCAUAAAUCCAAUAUGAGUUUAAUAGUCAAUUUACCUCUCACUAGCUGUUAUAAUUAGCAGAAUGUUUUUUGAUUGCACAAAGGUAUAUACUCGUAUAGUUUAAGAGUGGCAAACAUUUUCCAGAUCUGCUACAAGACUUUCAAUGGGGCUCUUGAAGCCCCUUGUAGAUGAUAUACAUGUAGUUUCUGACGUAAGACCAAUUGGUUUAGUAGAGUUUAGUAGGUUGGAUCUAUCUGAAUCUUUCACCACUGUAAGGAUAAGACCUAACGCUUGAUAAUUCUAAUUUAAGAUGUAGACAGUAACAAAGUACAAACACAGCUAUAAGAUACAACAUUAGAAAAUAAACAAAAACAAAGUCAGUGACAUAAUAAUAGGGAGAGACAGUUGAUUGGUCGUUGACCUGGGACGCUACCAAAUAGAGACAUCAUAUCACAAUAUUGUGUAUUAUUGGGACAGUACAAUAACAGGACCUGGUCGGGGAAACCAGAGGUCUGAGAAACAUCGCACAAAAGUAACUUGAAGGAAGUUGACAUUCUCAAAAAAAUGACAGACAAGGGGAUAGACUCCAGGAGUAUUGGGCUUCGUGCUCAAAAGAAACUUCUCAGCAAGAUGUCUUCAAAGAAAAUGGCCAAAGUCUUCAUUGAUGACACGAGUGGCCGGCUGCUAGAUAACAUGUUCAAACUGAUUAAAAAAUAUACCGGCAAUAAGAAAACUGCAGAGAAAGUUCUGAAAAACAUUAUAAAAAUAGUCGUAAAAAUCGGCAUUCUCUACCGCAAUGAUCAGUUCACGAAGCAAGAGCUAGCCAUCACCCAGCAAUUCAUGCGGAAAUUUCGCUCAACAGUGAUGACCGCAAUAAGCUUCUAUGAGGUUGACUUUACAUUUGAUCAGUUCUUUCUCUCAAAAAACUUGCAAGAGUGUCAAGCUAUGCUUCAGAGUCUCAUAGACAACCAUCUCACUGAUAAAUCAAAGGACCGCGUCGAUAUGGUCUUUGGGUUCUUUUCGGACGUUGUAUUCCUACAGACCAUUUUCCAAUCGGACAGUGAUUAUCGCAAGCUGCUUGGAUUGAUGGUUGAUGAUUUGCACACUCUCAUGGAUAACGGCACGUUAUAGACAAGCGUAUAGUACUUGGACAUGGAAAAGUUCUAGAGUUCGAUUUAAUUUAGAUGAUUUGCCUGCUGAUGUUUGCAAUACAGCAUGCUACAUUUAGGAUUGACUCAAUGAGCUCACCUUUUCAGUGAGCUAUGUGGACCUCAAUGAGCUAGGAUGAUGGCAAAAGCUGGAUUUACCUUCCAGAAAGUGCAGUGUAUAUCAAAACAUGGAAAAGCAUAAUAACGUGUCAUUUUAUGUUCAUUCAAACUAUGCACGCAAGAGAAACUAAUCGUUUCCAUAGUAGUUAUAUAGAGCAUGUUAUUAUAUAAUGAGAAAAUAAUGAUGUGACCAUAGGUUUUGCCUGAACCUGGUCUGAGGUGUGGCAUAUGGUCUGAGGGAUCAGUUUAUGUGUUAUUUUGUUAUGCAUUUUGAAUGGUAUGGCUAGCCUGUAUUAAUUUGCCAUUUAAUAAGAUGUAUAUUUGUUUGUUUUUGUCAAGGUUUUAUUCAACUCUUUCAGUUUGCUAGCGAAUAUAAUCCAGCUUGUUAAAGCGGGACAGCUUUUUUAAAGAUUAUGAAAAGAUACAAUCACCCAGAAAACUAUUUUGAAAAAAGAAUAUCAUCAAUAAUUCAAAAAUAUUUUCAAUUCAUAAUGAUUUUACUAAUUACUCCUUUUCUGUUUUAAAG
Messenger RNA from Owenia fusiformis, 1822 nucleotides. The record is from the annotation of a GenBank genome assembly. Lineage: Eukaryota; Metazoa; Annelida; Polychaeta; Sabellida; Oweniidae.